AUGGUCAAAUACGUUCAAUCGCAGUACUUUCAAGACAAGACUAUGCCUAGAAUAUACCUUAGUGCUAUAAUUGUGUCAUUUAUCCCAUUGUACUUUUAUAUGCGUGACCGUUACUACGAAGACAAACAGCUAAAGAUUAUUCGUGAAAAGUACGCCAAUGACCCGGAUUCGUUAAGUGAGUACGAGUACCUUGCUUUGAAAUCGUUGAAUCAGACUGAUAAGCUUAGGCCAUUGGAACAGAAAAAGUACAAAAUUUACCAGCUUAUGAGGAAAGAGUUUAGACGCAAAAAUUUCUUGUCUGGCGAGAUGUUUAAUCCCACCCCAGAGGAAUUGGAUGAGUGGUAUAUGAAGCAGGCUCGAUUCGGUGGCAGGAAGAAAAAAGCACCCGUGUUACAGGAUGUUCUGGAAGAGUACAAAGUCAAUUUUGACAAUACAUCCAUAGCUCCACCCGAAGACACCACUGAUUUUUAUGAUACCAAAGCGAAAGAAUAUGAUGAUGCUGUAAAGUGGGAAGAACGUGGAAUAUUCAUGGGAAUUAGAAGACGAUGGUUGAUGUCGCAUGUUCAGGGUGAUGUUUUGGAAGUUUCUUGCGGAACUGGUAGAAAUAUCACUUACUUAUCGUCAUAUAUUGACAAGAUCAAAUCCAUAACAUUUCUUGACUCGUCAAAGAAUAUGGUCGAAGUAACGAAGGAAAAGUUUGAAAAGGCGUUCCCCAGUUUCAAAAAAGUUGCUUUUACUCAAGGAAAGGCUGAAGAUUUAUUGAAGAUGGCACCCAGAGAUCAGUCGUUAAAGUAUGAUACCAUUGUGGAGGCUUUUGGGUUGUGCUGCCACGAGGAUCCAGUUCAAGUUUUACGGAACAUGGCCAAAUUGUUGAAGCCUGGAGGUAGAAUCGUUUUGCUUGAACAUGGACGGUCAAAAUGGGAUUUCAUCAACAACCAUUUAGAUUUCAGAUCAGACAAGAGGAUGCAAAAAUGGAAAUGCAGGUGGAAUUUGGAUAUUGGUGAGUUGGUUGAUGAGGCUAACUUAGACAUAACUUUGGAAAAAAGAGCUCAUUUGAGUACUACUUGGAUGUUGGUAUUGAAACGACCAGAAGACCCAAUCACUUUGGAUGAGAAACCGUUUUUGGAUAAGUUGUUUGGAAGAGAAACGAAAUCGUUUAGAAAGUAA
Molecule: messenger RNA, 1167 nt
Organism: Lodderomyces theae
Lineage: Eukaryota; Fungi; Ascomycota; Pichiomycetes; Serinales; Debaryomycetaceae
Product: putative RNA methyltransferase
Exons: 1
Coding region: 1-1167 (388 amino acids)
Source: RefSeq, a predicted model, not a curated record